Thalassophryne amazonica is the source of this 1207-nucleotide messenger RNA. It is a transcript of the gene anp32b, whose product is annotated as acidic (leucine-rich) nuclear phosphoprotein 32 family, member B. NCBI's taxonomy places the organism in Eukaryota, Metazoa, Chordata, Actinopteri, Batrachoidiformes, Batrachoididae. The record is from RefSeq and is a predicted model, not a curated record. Gene Ontology annotation, cellular component: nucleus. The transcript has 8 exons. Bases 79 to 858 code for a protein of 259 amino acids. Gene Ontology annotation, biological process: regulation of apoptotic process. Gene Ontology annotation, molecular function: histone binding.
UCCAUUAAGGCAUCUCUUGUCUUUGCACUGAAGAUCCCACCAGAAGCCGAGAGAAAAGUUUCACUUUUCCGGGGCAAGAUGGAGAUGCAGAAGAGGAUCACCUUGGAGCUAAGAAACAGGCCACCGUCUGAUGUACGAGAACUUGUCCUCGACAACUGUCGGUCACUUGAAGGGAAAAUUGAAGGCCUCACAGCAGAGUAUGUCAACCUGGAGUUCCUCAGUUUAAUAAAUGUGGGCUUAAUCUCAGUUUCCAACCUGCCUAAACUAGGAAAACUCAAAAAGUUGGAGCUGAGCGACAACAGAAUCAGUGGUGGCCUUGAUGUUUUAGCAGAGAAAUUACCCAACCUUACACAUCUAAACCUGAGUGGCAACAAAUUGAAAGACAUCAGCACGUUGGAACCAUUGAAAAAGUUGGACCACCUGAAGAGUUUGGACCUGUUCAACUGUGAAGUGACAAACCUGAAUGACUACAGGGAGAGUGUGUUCAAGCUGCUGUCUCAGCUCCACUUCCUGGAUGGUUAUGACAUCAUGGACAGGGAAGCCUCCGACUCUGAUGGAGAUAUGGACGGAGAGGGUGGGGAAGACGAUGACGAUGAGGAAGAGGGAGAGGAGGAGGAAGAUGAGGAUGGAGAGGAGGAGGACUUUGAUGAAGAGGAUGAUGAGGAGGAAGAUGAAGAGGAGGUAGAAGGGGAAGAAGAUGAGGAGGUCGUCAGCGGAGAAGAUGAGGAGGAAGAUUUUGGUCAGGAUGCCGAAGAGGAAGAUGAUGAGGAUGAAGAUGAAGAAGCUGAAGCAGAAGCUUCUAAAAGUCAGAAGAGAAAGCGUGACCCAGAGGACGAAGAUGAGGACGAUGAUGAUUAGGAGCAAAACUGAAAACAAGAGCCUACCGAGUUCCCCUCCCUCCCCUCACAAACCCAACGUCCGCCCUUCUACAACUCGCACCGCCUCUGCAAUCCGCGUCUACUCCCCCAGCUCUGAGCUCUUCUAUGGGGCAAGACUGUACCGGUUGGGUGGGCCGAGUGGAGCUGCCCCCUUUUCUCCCCCACAGAACUGAGAGCCACUCCCCUGAUCCCACCACCUUGAGGUUCUCAGGCAGCCCACCACUCAGCAUUCCACAAUUUCACCAUCAACUCCCUUGUUAUGUAUUCCUGUGUGAGGACUUUGGGACUGGUAACUAGUUUUGGGUCUGUGCUUUUAAUAUUUUGUUUGA